This is a messenger RNA of Ostertagia ostertagi, 537 nucleotides long. The record is from the annotation of a GenBank genome assembly. NCBI's taxonomy places the organism in Eukaryota, Metazoa, Nematoda, Chromadorea, Rhabditida, Trichostrongylidae.
AUGAAAGUAGGCAAAGGCGAUGUUCUAGAGGUCUAUGAGGAGUCUGAUGUUGAGGAUCACGAGCACGAAGAUUCCGAUAGAGAACAACCUCAUGGUCGUAAAUUCAAGUCGGUGUUGGCGCAUACAGUAGCGCUUCAUGCGGAACCCUCAGAAAAUUCUAAGAAGCGUCAGGUGCUGAAAAAGAAGAAGAAACUCACCAAAAGUCAGCUGACUGAGAAGAGGAAAUUAACGCAACAAAGGAAGCUUCUUGGUCUCGUGCGACCUGACGUGACAACUAACCGUGAGAGGGAGCGGCUAUUGAAGAAAAUUGCUACCAAAGGUGUUGUGCAGCUUUUUAACGCAGUGGCAGAGAGACAGCGGAUAUUGGCUGAAGAAUUAUCGAAGAAAAUGAGUGCAAAAGAGCGCAGAGAAACCGAGAAACGAUUGCAAGGAGCAACGUUCCGUGUUUACCCUGACAAAGGCAAUGAAGAUGUGGCAGAGGGUACCAAGAAGGAGGAAGUGGAUGAGUUCAUGAAGAACGAAAAUCAAGAAGAUUGA